AUGAAGAUGAUAUGGUUUUGGCUCUUAACACUUUUAUGCUAUCAAGCAAAAUCUGCUCCUGUGGGGAGAAGAAUUUUAGUAUCCAAUGGGCUUGGUCAGACGCCUCAGAUGGGAUGGAAUAGUUGGAAUCAUUUCUCACGUCAUGUUACUGAGGAGAUUGUUCGUGAAACAGCUGAUGCAAUGAUAUCCACUGGAUUAUCUAAACUGGGUUAUGAGUAUGUUAAUAUAGAUGACUGCUGGGCCGAGCUGAACAGAGAUGACGAGGGUAAUCUUGCUGCCAACGCUUCUACAUUUCCUUCCGGCAUAAAGGCAUUAGCCGACUAUGUUCAUUCCAAGGGACUUAAGCUUGGAAUAUAUUCAGAUGCUGGAUUACAAACAUGCAGCAAAACUAUGCCGGGCUCUCUUGGGUAUGAAGAGCAAGAUGCCAAAACUUUUGCUUCAUGGGGAGUAGACUAUUUGAAAUAUGAUAAUUGUAACAAUGCAAGCAAAGAUACUAAAGAAAGGUACCAAAAUAUGAGUAUGGCUCUCAGCAAAGUAGGCCGCCCUAUUUUCUACUCAAUGUGUGAAUGGGGUCAAGAAAACCCUGCAACUUGGGCUCCCAAGAUUGCAAAUAGCUGGAGAACUACAGGAGAUAUACAUAACAAUUGGGAGAGUAUGAUAUCUAGAGCUGACCAGAAUGACAUGUGGGCUAGUUAUGCAGGCCCUGGUGGAUGGAAUGAUCCUGACAUGUUAGAAGUUGGAAAUGGAAACAUGACAACAGAGGAAUACCGAUCCCACUUUAGCAUAUGGGCUUUAAUGAAGGCACCCUUGCUUGUUGGUUGCGACAUAAGGUCUAUGAGCAGUGAAACUUUGGAGAUUCUAAGCAACGAGGAGGUCAUUAAUGUCAACCAAGAUUCAUUAGGGUCACAAGGAAAGAAAGUGAGCAAGGAAGGGGAUCUUGAGGUAUGGGCUGGACCAUUGUCAAAUGGAAGGGUUGUUAUCAUUUUAUGGAAUAGAAGUUCUAAAAGUGCUUUCAUAACUGCUAAAUGGGAAGAUAUUGGUCUUCCUAGUGAAAGUGUUGUCGAGGCUAGAGACUUGUGGAAUCAUUCAAAUCUCAAGGGAAGUUUGCAAGGAAAUGUAACAUCAAGCGUUCAUUCACAUGCUUGCAAAAUGUAUAUUUUAACUCCAUCCUCGAGCUAG
Molecule: messenger RNA, 1179 nt
Organism: Cryptomeria japonica (Japanese cedar)
Lineage: Eukaryota; Viridiplantae; Streptophyta; Pinopsida; Cupressales; Cupressaceae
Product: alpha-galactosidase-like
Exons: 15
Coding region: 1-1179 (392 amino acids)
Biological process (GO): carbohydrate metabolic process
Molecular function (GO): hydrolase activity, hydrolyzing O-glycosyl compounds
Source: RefSeq, a predicted model, not a curated record